Messenger RNA from Symbiodinium natans, 1332 nucleotides. NCBI's taxonomy places the organism in Eukaryota, Dinophyceae, Suessiales, Symbiodiniaceae. The record is from the annotation of a GenBank genome assembly.
AUGGCUUCAGUGGGUGCAACCAUGCAGGCCAUCAACGAUGCUUGCCGAUCCAAGGGGGGGCAUUAUGCAACCUACAGUUGCCAGGUGGUCUCCUGGGACGAUGUGAGUCGUGGGACAGUGGGUGGCUCGUUGUCUUGCUGGGGGGCAAACAUCACGGACACCUACCUCAAGAGCAAGAGUGGGGCGCAGCUCUUCACGGUGCGCAGUGACAACUGGAAUGAAAAGCUGGGCGUCGUCUCUGCUGAUGAGGUGGCAGUCGUGGCAUCCCGCACAGGUGGAGCGCUGCAGCCGGUAACUCUUCGGACCGUGCUGCAGCAGAUGGGCGCUUACGGCAGCUAUGCUGGCCUCGAAGACCAGGCCGACCUCUCGAAUUCCGCCUUGGACUCGCAAUGCUCCAUCCGCUUUCAGACCACUUUCAUUCCGGUGGAAGAUGGCCCCGAUGGCCGCGGCAAGCUCGAGUUUGCCACGGAGGCCUACAACUACAACACCAUGAGCGACGCCGACCCGCGGAAUCUCGUGUUGCUGUGCACUAGCCAGGGCAUGGCCCUCCAGCAGGACGGUUCGGGUGCGAAGAAGCUCUUUCACCAUGCAGUUGAUGAGGAUGGCCAGAUCCACCGCUACUGGCUGGAAGCCGAGGAGAGCCGUCAUCAGGUGGGCGGCGAGCAGCGAGAAACAGACCAGGAGAGGGCAGAAGCCUUGGCUCGCGGCAAGGCGACCUCGAGCGUCAUCGGCAUCCGGGCCAUGGGCCAACGCUUCAACGUGCUCAUGACCAUCCAGGUCCCGCUGCAGCAGCAGGCACCCAUGAGAGAAGGAGCCUUUCCUGUGCUUGCAGUGGAUCCGGCCUUGUACACGCAGUGGGAGUACGAGUGCGCACCAGCCUGCAUGGAUGCAUUGAGUGAUGAUGACUGUGACAUGGACUGCGCCCCCCAGCUUCAGUGCCUUGAGCGCCGCUGCGUGCCCGAGGUGCGGUGCGCUGUGCCCACAGGCCAAAGCAGCGCUGCGAGGGUCUCUCGUGGCACGGAGCACGACGUCUGGGACGGCUUGUCCAUCAACUCGCCCAAGAGAAACGCUAACGAGCAUGUCACCGUCACGGUUGUCAUCUACAAUGCCGUCAAAGGGGGUGUGCCAACGCCCGAGGACGUCGCGGCGGCCAUCGACGACCUCGAGAACCUUUACACAGCGUGUGCCGACAGCGGGCGCUUGGCCGACAGCAAAUUCGACUUCAUGAAGGAGCAGCUAACAGUUGACGACAUGAUCGACAUUAAGUCGAAGUUGCAGUUUCAGCCUCCAGUCGUGGAUGUUCUCCAGCAUGCAGUCUUUCCAACAGCAUGA